AUGAAAUUCCAGGUUGCCGUCGUCUUCGCCUUGUGCGCCGUCUUCGCCUACGGAGAGGAGUCCACAGAGCUCAGCCGUGAAAAGCGUUACGCCGUUGCCACCGCCGCCGCCUUUGCUCCGGCACCCGCCUUCGCCCCAGCACCCGCCUUCGCCCCAGCACCCGCCUUUGCCCCAGCACCCGCCUUUGCUCCAGCACCCGCCUUCGCUCCAGCCUACGCCCCCGCCUACGUUCAUCACGCUUUCGCCCCAGCACCCGCCUUCGCCCCAGCACCCGCUUUCGCCCGAGCCCCCGCCUUCGCUCCAGCCCCCGCCUUUGCCCCGGUUCCCGCCUUCGCCCCCGUGGCUGCCCCCCGCAGUAAGGUCGUUCACUCCGUACCCGGCGCUCACGCCGAAUACGUUUCUUUCGCCUAA
Bemisia tabaci is the source of this 411-nucleotide messenger RNA. The record is from RefSeq and is a predicted model, not a curated record. Lineage: Eukaryota; Metazoa; Arthropoda; Insecta; Hemiptera; Aleyrodidae.